Messenger RNA from Cyphellophora attinorum, 537 nucleotides. RefSeq lists its product as uncharacterized. The transcript is spliced from 2 exons. The coding region runs from base 1 to 537 and encodes 178 amino acids. NCBI's taxonomy places the organism in Eukaryota, Fungi, Ascomycota, Eurotiomycetes, Chaetothyriales, Cyphellophoraceae. The record is from RefSeq and is a predicted model, not a curated record.
AUGGCCACGACCCAGGUCGCGUCGACAGAGACGUCACCAUGCUUACUUGCGCGUCUGAUGAAACUUUAUCUGCCCCAACGGCUCGCCUGGAACGUCCUCUUUAAGCUCUGCUUGAUCCUCACAAGCCGAGAAGUCGUGGUCGGCACGGUUGACGCAGCUUCGACAUUCGCACCUGAUCUGGAGACCUCGGCGGCUUUCCAGACGGUCUACUUCCAGAGAUUUGACGUGGAUCCGUUCCUGACCGCCGUUCUACACGACCAGAACCUCAGUCUAGCAUCAAAGCCGUUCGUAGAGCUCUACCCGUUCGUGUGUCGGUUCGCAAACCAGUCUCCGCCCGAGAGAAUGCUCGCAAUAAGCACCAGCUUCAGCAAUCGCGGAAGCUUCACAAUGAUGGCAUGCAUCAUGGCAGCUGCAAUGGUCGUCGGUGUUGUCUGUGGCGUACUUUAUGGUCUUGAGACAGGUUUGAAUGUAUUUGUGGCGGUCACGGGAUCAACUGCCGUGUUCCAGGGCUGUUUGUUCUUGAUCAGCAGAACGUAA